GCGCGUGUAAUGUAAUAGGUCAAAUCAUGGAUGUAUAAGAAGAACAACAUUUUAUUAUGCUUUCAUGGGUCAAAGACAACCAAUAAGUUAUGAAGACAAGAGAAAUGUGUGUAUUUAUACAAGGGAUCCUCUAACAGUGACAGAAUGAGUUGUCAAAGCACAGCAUCCAAUGUUAGAAUUACUCCAGUCCAGCAAAUGGUGUCAUCAUGUUCUGGGGCAAUUCUCACAUCUUUGUUUGUCACUCCCUUAGAUGUUGUUAAGAUUAGACUCCAAGCACAGAGAAAACCAUUCCCCAAAGGGAAGUGUUUUGUCUACUGCAAUGGCCUCAUGGACCACAUAUGUGUGUGUAUGAAUGGAAACUCCAGGGCUUGGUACAAGGCCCCUGGUCGCUUCAAUGGCACAGUGGAUGCUUUUAUCAAAAUAAUGCGUUAUGAGGGGAUCAAGUCUUUAUGGAGUGGCCUUCCUCCAACUCUAGUUAUGGCAGUCCCAGCCACUGUAAUCUACUUCACAUGUUAUGACCAGCUGUGUAUGAUGAUGAAGGCCCAAAUGACAAAUCACACACAGGAAGCUCCUCUGUUUGCUGGUGCAAUUGCUCGAGUUGGCUCGGCGACAGUGAUCAGCCCAUUGGAGCUCAUUCGUACAAAGUUGCAGUCGCAGAAACAGUCCUAUAGGCAGUUGACGGACUGUAUUCGAUCUGCGGUGGAGACUGAGGGCUGGUGGUCGCUAUGGCGUGGUUUGGGUCCCACUCUCCUCAGAGAUGUGCCCUUCUCUGCCAUGUACUGGUACAACUACGAACGAGCCAAAGCUUUAUUGUGUCAGCACUACAAUAUCUCUGAGCCAACUAUUAGUAUCAGCUUCAUAUCGGGAGCUUUGUCUGGAUCGUUUGCGGCCAUUGUUACGCUACCUUUUGAUGUGGUCAAAACAAGAAGACAGGUGGAGCUGGGUGAACUGCAAGCUAAGAACUUGUCGUGUCAGGGGUCCUCGACUUUCAGAUGUAUGCAAAAGAUUGUGGUGGAGCAAGGCUUGUCUGGGCUGUUUGCUGGUUUUCUACCCAGGUUGAUUAAAGUGGCUCCUGCCUGUGCCAUCAUGAUAAGCACAUAUGAGUUUGGGAAGGCUUUUUUCCAUAAGCGCAAUCAGGCGAGAUCAUUACAAUAUAGCGAAUACUAGCGACGAUAAGAACAGAAAAAUAUGCCAACUCAACAAAUUAUGUAUAAAAACAGACGUAUUUAAGAAAUGUAUAUGAUUUAUUUAUACUGUGUAGUUUUAUGUUCACAUUUGUAAUUUUUGUUGAACAAAUAAACAAAAAUAUUUUUUUAAAUCUAAGAAAAACAGCAGGUGGCAGUAUUAACAUUUGUUACCACACGCACCUACAUAAAGCUCUUUGAUUGUGUUGCCUCGUGGAGAUCCAGUUUGUUACAGGGGAAAAAUAAUAAUAUAAUAAUAAUAUAAAAUAAAAUAUGUGAACAUGUGAGAAGAGGACUUGUAUCUUCCAUGUCUAACCUGUGCAUAAUAAACUGUGACUUUAAAUUUAAAUUA
This is a messenger RNA of Periophthalmus magnuspinnatus, 1536 nucleotides long. It is a transcript of the gene slc25a40, whose product is annotated as solute carrier family 25 member 40. The coding region runs from base 145 to 1167 and encodes 340 amino acids. The transcript is spliced from 10 exons. Gene Ontology annotation, biological process: mitochondrial transmembrane transport. NCBI's taxonomy places the organism in Eukaryota, Metazoa, Chordata, Actinopteri, Gobiiformes, Gobiidae. The record is from RefSeq and is a predicted model, not a curated record.